Rhodamnia argentea is the source of this 1901-nucleotide messenger RNA. RefSeq names its product NAC domain-containing protein 35. The record is from RefSeq and is a predicted model, not a curated record. Bases 231 to 1538 code for a protein of 435 amino acids. NCBI's taxonomy places the organism in Eukaryota, Viridiplantae, Streptophyta, Magnoliopsida, Myrtales, Myrtaceae. The transcript is spliced from 3 exons. Gene Ontology annotation, biological process: regulation of DNA-templated transcription. Gene Ontology annotation, molecular function: DNA binding.
CCGCAGAGAGAGAGAGAGAGAGAGAGAGAGAGAGAGAGAGAGAGAGAGGACCAUUUUUCAUCUGUACUCAGAGUUUAACCACUCCUCCUUUCAUAUAUCACCCAGAAAAUCCGUACGCUUGGUCAUGGUAUAAAUUGGAGUGGAAGCUUCACCAAACAAGAAGAUGCUGAUGAUGAAUGGAUUACUCAGUUAGCUCCUCUUAGCUCUACAGAAAGCUUACAGUGAUUUUUAUGGCAAUUGCCGCAACCAUGAGCCACGAAGACACCAGCGACACCAACAACGACACCACUGCCAAAGAUGAUCACGAGCACGACAUGGUGAUGCCCGGGUUCCGCUUCCACCCCACCGAGGAAGAGCUCGUGGAGUUCUACCUUCGCCGUAAAGUUGAGGGCAAGCGCUUCAACGUGGAACUCAUUACCUUCCUCGAUCUUUAUCGCUACGACCCUUGGGAGCUUCCCGCCUUAGCCGCAAUUGGAGAGAAAGAGUGGUUUUUCUACGUGCCCCGAGACCGGAAGUACAGAAAUGGCGACCGCCCGAACCGUGUGACCACAUCAGGCUAUUGGAAGGCGACAGGAGCUGACCGGAUGAUUCGAGGUGAGAACUCCCGUUCGAUCGGGCUGAAGAAAACCCUUGUCUUCUACUCCGGCAAGGCUCCCAAAGGGAUCCGAACCAGCUGGAUUAUGAACGAGUACCGCUUGCCGCAGCACGAGACUGAACGCUAUCAAAAGGCGGAAAUAUCGUUAUGUCGAGUGUACAAGAGAUCUGGAGUUGAAGACCACCCAUCACUUCCUCGUACGCUUCCGACGCGAGCAUCUUCUUCCUCCUCUUUGAGGUCAACAGGAAUUAUCUUGUCAUCCGAUCAGAAUAAGCACCACCACACCAUCAGCAGUAGCGGCCACAGCCUCCAUUUGCAAGCAAAUGCGAUCGAGAGAUUCCAACCAUUCAUGGGAGGAGGAGGAGGAGGAGGAGGAGGAGGAGAAGUGGGACAAUUACCGUCGCCUUCACCCCAAAAUAAUGAUCAAGCCGAUGGAAGCAGUAGCUCUGAUGUCACGACCACACUCGGCCUCUCGAAACACAAUGUCAGUAACGCAUACUACCCAAUCCCUCCUAUCUCGGUCACACAGCUCGCCCUCAUGGAAGAAGAUGGGAUGGCUAAUUUCCACCAUCACUCAUCGAAGCAGGCCGCGACUCCGAGCAGCUGCUCUCUGGUUUUUCCCAGCUUGUUCCCCAGUUCGUCUUCAACGAGUGCCGUGGAUGAUCUCCACAGACUAGUUAACUACCAACAAGCCCCGGGGGCUUCGAUUAAUCAGCAGCAACAACAGCACCCACAGUUACAGCAGUAUUACCAGCCUCAGUAUUCGCAGUUGCAAGGGUUGCUGCUUCCACAGUCGUCGUCGUCGUCAUUGUCUCAAAAUCUGAUGCUGAACAAGCUUCCGAGCCCGCUUCAGACCCCCUUUUCUGACAGACUCUGGGAAUGGAAUCCACUCCCAGAUGCAAACAGAGAGUACAACAACAACAACAAUACUCCCUUCAAGUAGUCCAUACUUCGUUAGUGGUCCGCAGAAACACUCAUCAAGACUCAAUUAUUACUGUUAAUCAAGUUCCGAUUGAUAGACUUGGACCUUUAGUAACUACUCUGAUGAUAUAGUUAAGCUUUUCAUCGAUACUGCUUACCGAUAUUUAUGGAUGUAACAUUGUAAUUGAACUUGCUAGUUAGGGUUUGGGUUUAGUUGGAGGGGUAUAAUUUAGAAUCGCACACUACAAUGCCUCUUGUUUCAGCCUAGUUAGUUUAAUUACCACUAAAUUUGAGCUCUCAUUGCAUUUCGAGCACGAAGGGUUUUUUUUUUUAAUUUAUGCUCACUCCAUAAAAGGUGUGUGGCGCUUCAUCUUGUGUCAUUGCA